UAAUCUCUGCUACAGCAGCUAUGUGUUUCUCCCAAAUCUGUGUACUGUCACAGGGGAGCUCUAGAAACGGGGGGAACUAGAGAAUUAGGUUGUAGAGCCUAAUUAGGUUGUGGAGAGGUGCUAGGGAGAAAGAGGAGAGCCGCACACUGGAGCUGGGAGUGCUGGAGUCAAGGAACUGGAGCUGGGUGCCCAGGAGUCUCUCUGAUUGAGGCUUGAGGGCACAAAGCUGCUAGAACCCACAGCUGAAAAGUAGGCUGAGAAGAUGAGGGAGGAGGGUUUCUAAGCACUCUUAACCUUCUCUUCGGCCUUCUGGUCAGGCCCCCCACAGGAUGCAAUGGCGCAGCCCCCCCGGCUGAGCCGCUCUGCUGCCCCCUCACUUUGGGACCCAGCUUCCACUGCUCCAACCUCAGGCACCAGGCCUCGACUUUGGGAGGGUCAAGAUGUACUGGCCAGAUGGACUGAUGGGCUACUGUACUUGGGGACCAUCAAAAAGGUGGACAGUGCUCGGGAAGUAUGUCUGGUCCAGUUUGAGGAUGAUUCCCAGUUUCUGGUUCUAUGGAAAGACAUUAGUCCUGCGGCCCUCCCCGGGGAGGAACUCCUCUGUUGUGUCUGUCGCACUGAGACUGUGGUCCCUGGAAACAAGCUGGUCAGCUGCGAGAAGUGUCACCACGCGUUUCAUCAGGACUGCCAUGUGCCGAGGGCCCCAGCUCCCGGAGAGGGAGAGGGCCCAUCUCCCUGGGUUUGCCGCCAGUGUGUCUUUGCCAUCGCCACCAAGAGAGGGGGUGCCCUGAAGAAGGGGCCCUACGCCCGGGCCAUGCUGAGCAUGAAGCUUUCCCUGCCAUACGGACUAAAGGGGCUGGACUGGGACGCUGGACAUCUGAGCAACCGUCAGCAGAGUUACUGCUACUGUGGCGGCCCUGGGGAGUGGAACCUGAAAAUGCUGCAGUGCCGGAGCUGCCUGCAGUGGUUUCACGAGGCCUGCACCCAGUGUCUGAGCAAGCCGCUCCUGUAUGGUGACCGGUUCUAUGAGUUUGAAUGCUCUGUGUGUCGAGGGGGCCCUGAGAAGGUUCGGAGGCUACAGCUUCGCUGGGUGGAUGUGGCCCAUCUGGUGCUCUAUCACCUCAGUGUGUGCUGUAAGAAGAAGUACUUUGAUUUUGACCGGGAGAUUAUGCCCUUCGUUUCUGAGAACUGGGACAGUUUGCUCCUGGGGGAGCUAUCAGACACCCCUAAGGGAGAACGCUCUUCCAAGCUCCUCUCUGCUCUCAACAGCCACAAGGACAGGUUCAUUUCAGGGAGGGAGAUUAAGAAGAGGAAAUGCUUGUUUGGCCUCCAUGCUCGGACCCCUCCCCCUGUGGAGCCCACUGGAGAUGGAGCCCCCACCAGCUUCCCUUCAGGGCAGGGCCCUGGGGGAGGGGUCUCACGGCCCCUGGGGAAACGCCGGAGGCUGGAGCCAAAGCCUCUGAAGCGGAGGCAGAAGGGGAAAGUGGAGAAGCUGGGGCCCCCCUCGGCAGAGCAGCAUCAGCCCGAGACCCUGGAGCAGAGGGAGCGGAGAGAGCGGGCUCGUCUGCAGAGGGCGCUGCAGGCCUCAGUGUCUCCACCACCCCACAGCCCUAACCAGAGUUACCAGGGCAGCAGCGGCUACAACUUCCGGCCCACAGAUGCCCGCUGCCUGCCCAGCAGUCCCAUCCGGAUGUUCGCUUCCUUCCAUCCCUCUGCCAGCACUGCAGGGACCUCUGGGGACGGAGAACCCCCAGACAGGUCACCCUUGGAACUUCACAUUGGUCUCCCCACAGACACCCCUAAAAGUGCUCCCCACUCGAUGACUGCCUCCUCCUCCUCAGUCCAGGCCCUUUCCCCAGGUCUUCCUAGACGCUCAGCAACCCCUUCUCCCCUCUGCCAUAGUUUGUCUCCAGGGACGGGAGGAGGAGCCCGAGGUGGGGCUGGCACUGGCUACCUAUCCCCAGGGGACCCUGUCAGGGUCCUUGCUAGGAGAGUAAGGCCUGAUGGCUCUGUGCAGUACCUGGUUGAGUGGGGAGGCGGCGGCAUCUUCUGAACGCCCAGCCUCUGCCCAUCUCCCCACUGUCACACACACACACCCCCACACACCGGCACUUUCAUACCCUGACCUCACCUGCAGCUGGGAUGUACCUGGGGAGGUAGAGGGAUGGGGCAGUGGGGAAUUCGGGUGGGGGUGCGAGGAAGAGGCUCUCUUCGCUACCCUCCUUCAUGAUUCCUGAUCGCCACCCCCUUCCCCUUCCUUCUUCCCAUUUUUUGAUGUUAUUUUGUUACAGCUUUUAAAAUAUUUUUAAAAAUUAUUAUUUAACCCCUGGGAGUGGAGACUGAGGAGGGGAGGGGGGAAAUGAUAAGGGAUCCCAGAUUCUGUAUGAUUGAAAUAAAGCAAAAUUAAACAAC
This is a messenger RNA of Echinops telfairi (small Madagascar hedgehog), 2412 nucleotides long. It is a transcript of the gene PHF1, whose product is annotated as PHD finger protein 1. The record is from RefSeq and is a predicted model, not a curated record. The transcript has 14 exons. Gene Ontology annotation, molecular function: DNA binding; chromatin binding. Gene Ontology annotation, biological process: regulation of DNA-templated transcription; chromatin organization. The coding region runs from base 335 to 2053 and encodes 572 amino acids. Gene Ontology annotation, cellular component: nucleus. Lineage: Eukaryota; Metazoa; Chordata; Mammalia; Afrosoricida; Tenrecidae.